Molecule: messenger RNA, 2247 nt
Organism: Medicago truncatula (barrel medic)
Lineage: Eukaryota; Viridiplantae; Streptophyta; Magnoliopsida; Fabales; Fabaceae
Product: BAG-associated GRAM protein 1
Exons: 18
Coding region: 249-2021 (590 amino acids)
Source: RefSeq, a predicted model, not a curated record
ACAAUUAACAAACAGUGACGAGGAGGAAGAAAGAGUGCGGUUGUUUUGUUUGACACUUCUUUUCUUUCUCCUCCAACGGUCCAACUUUGACUCUCUCUUCUCUUCUCUGAAAAUUCUUCUAUUCAUUCAUCUUCCUAUCUUUCCCAUGGAAGUGGAACAACAACAAUAUCUUCUCCAAUUUCUCUAACCCUAAAUUAACCGCUUCACCGCACAAUUUCAUAUUUCCUUUCUCUCUUUGAUCGGUUAUCAUGUCCGUUUUGGUUGUAACCGCCAUGGAUUUCGCCGUCCUCGGUUUUCUUAUUCCCUCGCUCUGGGAGAUCGAAGUCGCUUUCGCUGCCUCGCUUUUCGUUAUUCUCGCGUAUUGGUUCUUCACAUUUAGAAUCGCUGACCGUCACUCCGAUCGAUCACUUUCGGAAAAUUCCGCCGGUGAUUCCGCCGACGAUAAAGUCAAGAUUGGCCAGUCAAGAGGAGAUUCUCAAGCCGGUUCGGCGUACCUGAUUAAGUUAGAACUAUUGGCUGCUAAAAAUCUGAUAGCUGCAAAUUUAAAUGGCACAUCGGAUCCUUACACCAUCAUCACAUGCGGCAAUGAAAAGCGAUUCAGUUCCAUGGUCCCUGGUUCAAGAAAUCCAAUGUGGGGCGAAGAGUUCAAUUUUUCUGUCGAUGAACUUCCUGUCCAGAUCAAUGUCACAAUUUAUGAUUGGGAUAUAAUUUGGAAAAGUGCUGUUCUUGGUUCAGUGACCGUUCCAGUUGAAAGUGAAGGUCAAACUGGUGCAGUGUGGCAUACUUUGGACAGCCCAUCAGGGCAGGUUUGUCUUCAUAUAAAAACAGAAAAAAUGUCUGCAAAUUCUGCCAGGAUAAAUGGUUAUGGCGGAGCCAACACUCGAAGAAGGAUACCCUUGGAAAAACAGGAACCCACAGUAGUCCAUCAAAAGCCAGGACCUCUUCAAACGAUAUUUGAGCUUCAUCCAGAUGAGGUUGUUGAUCAUAGUUACUCUUGUGCACUUGAAAGGUCAUUCUUGUACCAUGGUCGUAUGUAUGUCUCAACAUGGCACAUUUGUUUCCAUUCCAAUGUGUUCUCGAAGCAAAUGAAGGUGCUUAUUCCGUUUGAAGAUAUAGAUGAGAUUCGAAGGAGUCAACAUGCAUUUAUUAAUCCUGCUAUAACAAUUAUUCUUCGUAUGGGUGCCGGUGGACAUGGUGUCCCUCCUUUGGGAAGUCCUGAUGGUAGAGUCAGAUAUAAGUUUGCGUCAUUUUGGAACAGGAAUCAUGCAGUUAGAAGUCUACAACGUGCUGUAAAGAACUUCCGUGAAAUGUUGGAAACUGAGAAGAAGGAAAAUGCAGAGUCAGAAUUGCGUGCACAUAGCAGUUCUGUUAGACGAAGUAACAUAAUGGAUAAGGUUCCCGAAACCAGCAUGCCAAAAGCUGGAAAACGUCAAACUUUUAUCAAAGAAGAGGCUUUAGUUGGUAUAUACAAUGAUGUUUUCCCCUGCACAGCAGAGCAGUUUUUUAACUUAUUGUUAAAGGACGAUUCAAAAUUUACUAGCAAGUAUCGUUCAGCACGAAAGGAUACUAAUCUUGUGAUGGGACAAUGGCAUACAGCAGAAGAAUAUGACGGUCAAGUCCGGGAGAUAACCUUCAGAUCCCUUUGUAACAGCCCUAUGUGCCCGCCAGACACAGCCAUUACUGAGUGGCAACAUGUUGUUCUAUCAUCUGACAAGAAAAACCUGGUGUUUGAGACUGUGCAACAGGCACACGAUGUUCCACUCGGGUCCUGUUUUGAGGUGCACUGUAAAUGGGGUUUGGAGACAACUGGUGAAAGUUCAUGUACUCUGGACAUAAGAGUGGGUGCACAUUUCAAGAAAUGGUGUGUGAUGCAAUCCAAAAUAAAAUCAGGGGCAAUCAAUGAGUACAAGAAAGAAGUUGAUGUGAUGUUAGAUGUUGCUCGUUCAUAUAUAAAGCCGCAUACUUCUGAUGACGAGAAUGAUAAGGCAUCUUCGCCCCCUGCGGCAACUUUGGAAAAUUAAUUUUUCUGUGUAACCUUAGAUUAGGACUUUGUUGGUCUGUGCAAUAUUGUAACUUUCCUUCUCUUAAGUUAUUUAUUUAUUCUUGCAACACAGCGCCCAAAGCCAUGUAUAUUUAUUUUGAUGCACAGUUGGUUUUUGUCUUGUGUAUCUCUGUGGGUAACUUGCUCUAUAUAGUGUUUCCACCAUUGUUCUUGAAAUGUUUAUAUGAAAAUAAAAAAUUAUUUAU